Toxorhynchites rutilus septentrionalis is the source of this 1295-nucleotide messenger RNA. RefSeq names its product probable galactose-1-phosphate uridylyltransferase. The transcript is spliced from 3 exons. Lineage: Eukaryota; Metazoa; Arthropoda; Insecta; Diptera; Culicidae. The record is from RefSeq and is a predicted model, not a curated record. Gene Ontology annotation, molecular function: zinc ion binding; UDP-glucose:hexose-1-phosphate uridylyltransferase activity. The coding region runs from base 151 to 1203 and encodes 350 amino acids. Gene Ontology annotation, biological process: beta-D-galactose catabolic process via UDP-galactose, Leloir pathway. Gene Ontology annotation, cellular component: cytoplasm.
UCAGGCGGUGUGAAGAUAACAGUUGAUAAUUUUGCUUACAGCAUACAGUCGACGACUUAAUUGCAUCGCUUGUUGAGGCAAUCUUGAAUUGACUUUCAAUCGCGCUUCAGGUUAUUCCGAAUCAAUAAUUCGUUUGGUGGGGAUAAAAAUAUGUCAUUCGAACUUACUGAGCACCAGCAUACCCGUUUCAAUCCAUUGAACGGACAAUGGAUUUUAGUUAGCCCACAUCGAAUGAAGCGCCCAUGGUCUGGCCAAGAGGAGCAGCCACAGCCGGUCAACUUACCCGAAUUCGAUCCAGCGAACCCGCUUUGUCCGGGUGUGGAAAGAGCGAACGGAAUCAAAAAUCCCAUUUAUACAUCGACAUUUACUUUCACUAACGAUUUUCCUGCGAUGUUGGAAGACGUGCCGCUGCCCCCUGAAAGUGAUGACCCGCUCUUCCAAACCGGUGGCGCUAGGGGCACCUGUAAGGUUAUAUGUUUCCAUCCGAAAUCCAAUAAAACGCUUCCACUUAUGACACCCAAGGAAAUUCGCACUGUAAUCGAUACGUGGAUAGCGGAGUACAAAAUGCUAGCUGAAAAAUAUACGUGGGUACAAAUAUUCGAAAACAAGGGCGCAAGUAUGGGUUGUUCGAAUCCUCAUCCGCAUUGCCAGGUAUGGGCAUGCUCCUUUCUACCUAAUGAACCACGGGUGAAGGAUGAGAAAUUACGACAGUACUACGAAAAACAUGGUAAAGCGCUGCUUGAUGAUUAUGUCAAGAAAGAAAUAGCUAAAAAAGAACGAGUUAUAAUCGAGAACCCAGACUGGUUAGUCGUAGUUCCGUUUUGGGCCAGCUGGCCGUUCGAGACAAUGAUUAUUUCGCGAAACGGAAACCGAAGAAUGUCCGACCUGAGUCUGCAACAAAUCAAUAACUUGGCGAUCGUCAUCAAAGAACUAACAAUAAAAUACGACAAUCUGUUCAAGUGUUCGUUCCCUUACAGUAUGGGCUGGCAUGGAGCCCCGACGGGAGAUUUAGCCUCCGGCGACGAUAAGCACUGGACUCUACAUGCCAUUUACUAUCCACCACUUCUUAGGUCAGCUUUCGUGCGAAAAUUUAUGGUUGGGUUCGAGCUACUUUGUCAACCGCAACGCGAUCUUACGGCAGAACAAGCAACUCAAAAACUUCGUCAGCUGUGUGGCAAAAAGCAUUACAGUGAACAUAUUUAGGAUUUCUCUAUGAAUCUAUUAAUUGACAGUCUCUCUGUUACUCGAAUAUGCUGUAUAAACAUUCAGGAAUAAAUUUGUCAAUGGGGAAUUUA